Messenger RNA from Triticum turgidum subsp. durum (durum wheat), 2085 nucleotides. The record is from the annotation of a GenBank genome assembly. Lineage: Eukaryota; Viridiplantae; Streptophyta; Magnoliopsida; Poales; Poaceae.
AUGCCCCCGGCAGCUGGCUGUUCGUUUGCAUCGCCGAAUAUUCAUCCUGAUCACCGGCCAAUAUAUAUAGCUAGGAUGUGCUUGUUCACGAGCUUCCUUCCAAAGCAAAUGGCUGCCGUGCGCUUCUGCCACCGAAUACAGAUCCUCAUGCUUCUCUGCUACUCGGUAUGGCUAUGGCCUCCUGCUACCUCGCUCUCUUUCACCACCAACUUCUCUCUUCCCGGUGGCUAUGACGCCAGCAAGCACCUCCGCUUCCAGCGCGACGCGCGCUUCGACCACGACUCCCGGAUGAUCCAUCUGACAAAAGCCGGCGGGAGCCCAAGAAACAGCGUAGGCCGGGUGUUGCACGCGCACCCCGUGACUCUGUGGGACGCCGCCACCGGCGAGCUCGCCGGAUUCAACACCUCCUUCACCUUCCGAAUCAAGGCUGCAAGCAGUAACACAUCCAGUGGCGAUGGCCUGGCUUUCUUCCUGGGGCACUAUCCUCCAACGACCAUCCCCGAAUCCCUCGACGACGGUCGCAACCUUGGCCUCUACCCGAAAGGCAUGGGCAGGGUCGCGACCGGCGCCGACCGGGCCGUAGCGGUCGAGUUUGACACCCUCAGGAACCCUGAGGUCGACCACAGCGGCAGCCACAUGGGCAUCGACGUCAACUCCAUCGAAUCCCUGGCGUACACCAAUGCAACCUGGCCUGAUAGGCAGCUCACGUCCGGCCUCCCAAUGUCUUGCCACAUCAGCUACGACACCAAGAUCCUAGCAGCCGUCCUCAAGAUCGGCAACGCGACCUACCAUGUCAACACCAGUGUUGACCUGAGGAAGCAUUUGCCUCCUGUGGUGGCCAUCGGCUUCUCAGCUGCUACCGGCCAGGGGUUCGAGAUACACCAAAUCGUAUCCUGGUCGUUUCACUCCACCUUGGAUCCGCCCACGCAAAGCUCCAAGCUUCUGCCGCCAAAAAACUACAAGAUGACGUGCAAACUGCUAGUAGAGGUAACAACUGUUCCAGUCAUUGGAAUUAUUGGAAUUGUGUGCAUCUUUGUUCGCGUCCGUCGAUGGCAGUUAUGCACGAGAAAGAAGCAUUACACAGCUCUCGCCAGGGGCCUUGGACAUUUUGAUUGUCAUGAGCUAUCACGCGCGGCCAACAAAUUUGCAAAGGAAAACAAGCUCGGGGAAGGAGGUUCUGCCUCUGUUUAUCGGGGCCAACUGACAAGUCCAACAAGAGCGGUGGCGAUAAAGAUAUUUAAACCGGCAACAUCCCGCGAGGGGAGGAAGGCAUUUGAGGAUGAACUAAGGAUUGCCAGUCGGCUGAGGCACCGGAACCUUGUCGAAUUGAUAGGCUGGUGCUACAGCGGCCCGAGGAAUCUUGUCGAGUUCAUAUGCUGGUGGCGGGACGACAUGUACACUCGUCUAUUCCUUGUGUAUGAGUUGUUGCCACAAGGUAGCCUUGAUCAACACCUACACGGUGGCAACAGUUGGUUACCAUGGUCCAAGAGGUACGAGAUCAUCCUAGACCUAGGAUCUGCACUGCAAUACCUCCACGUAGAUUGCGAGCAAGACAAGCAAUGUGUUGUACAUGGUGAUAUCAAAUCGAGCAAUGUGCUACUUGACCCUUUGUACGGCGCCAAGUUAGGUGACUUCGGAUUGGCAAGGUUUGUUCAUCAAGAAAUUGGGGCACAGACCACAGAUGUUGUGCAGGGCACUUACGGGUAUAUAGACCCUGUGUUUGUCAACACGAGCCAACGGAAUACGCAGUCCGACAUCUACAGUUUCGGCAUUGUGCUACUAGAGAUGGUCUCUGGAAGGGACCCGACGGUGCGUCUUAAUGAUAGACCUCCAUUGCCUUCAUGUGUAAGGAGUUUGUACCAUGGGAAUGCGCUCCUCGGGGCCGCAGAUGUCAGGCUGAUAGGUGGCGAGUCCAGUGUCGGGAGACAGCAGAUGAAGCGUGUGCUACUAGUCGGGCUCUUGUGCGUGCACCAGGACCCGAGCUGCCGACCGUCCAUCAUCCAGACAAUGGAUGCCCUGCGGUCGGAGAAGUUGAAAUUGGAUAUCACUCCCCUAGCGCCUGUGACACCACUCUUGAUGCCGUAG